This is a messenger RNA of Paramuricea clavata, 3334 nucleotides long. NCBI's taxonomy places the organism in Eukaryota, Metazoa, Cnidaria, Anthozoa, Malacalcyonacea, Plexauridae. The record is from the annotation of a GenBank genome assembly.
GUGAUUAUAAAACAACAAAACGUCUCUUAUAGGCUGUCGUUCGCGUCUACUGAGUGAGACCAACCUCGACGUGUAAAAUGGUUUCUUUCUGAAAUUUAUCACGUUUUAAAUGGCUCGUGCUUUAGAAACUGACCCGAAAAUCUACAAUGUAAUGUAUGUCUGGAGGUAUUAACAGAUCCCAGAACCCUUCCCUGCUGCCAUUCCUUCUGUAAAGAUUGUUUGGAAGGCGUUGUGCAAACAUUGCGUGGUAAAGCACCUCGCGGUCAACCUAUUCGAGAGUUUCCAUGUCCAAAUUGUCGUGAAACGUUUAUACUCGAUCCCGAUAAACAUGUCGCCGAUAUGCCACGGAACCAUUUCAUAUGUAACAUGGUAAAAGCGACAGCCGUACUCGAAUCGGCGUUCCUUGUUCACAUAGUUGUAGCCAAAGGCAAAGCUACUCGGUCGCUCGUUGCGUCACUUGUGAAAAAUUCCUAUGCCGAGAAUGUCUAGCAGGCCACAACAAUUAUCGAGCCAACAACGGUCAUUCUGUUCUAACUAUGGAAGAGUUAUCAAAGCCAGAGAAUCGGAAGAAAAUCAACGACAAAAUGUAUUGCAAUGAACAUUCGGGGAUGAUAUUAAAAGUUUACUGCAAAACCUGCGACCAACUGAUUUGUCGGGACUGCAUGGAUUUUAAACACGUCAAGCAAGGACAUUCGUGUGUUCUUGUCAAGGAUGUGGCGAACAACUACAAAGAACUUCUUGCUUCAAAUAACAGAGCAAUGGAAGACGUUUUAACUGAAGGAAAUGCACUUCUUCAAAGAUUAAUGCUUACGACAGAACAGCUUGAUCGGGAUGCUGAAAAUAUCAAAAGUCAAAUUGUACAAAAGAAUGAUAUCGUGCUGAAAACUGUUGCCGGAAUGAUGGAGCAAAAAACGAAAAUGCUCUUGAACAAAGUGGAUGAAAUUCGCAAAGCUGGACGAGCAAAGUUGGACAGAAAGGCAGAAGAAACUAAGCUGUAUAUAGAAAACGUAAAAGGAUCUGUUCAACUUUCAAAAACGUUGGUCGACCAAGGCACAGAAGAAGAAAUAAUUUCCUCUCAGAAAAUGAUGCUGGAUAACGCAAAUAAUCUCCUAACAAAUCGCGAAGAGUAUUUCAAAGCACCUAUACCCGUUAACAAGUUAAGCUACACAGUCUGUGGUAGAAAGGAACCAAUACACAAAGAGAUCUUGAGAGAGCUGGCAAACAGUUUAGGAGAAGUUAAUGACGACAACUAUGCCGGUGAGUUUCUGUAGAUUGUGUCUGUGAUGUGGAGCUUUCAAAGAAAUAUUGGGAAUAAACUAAUUUUAAAACAGCCCAGUCUAACACUAUAGACUUGCUUCAAGUCUUGCUCGAUUUGGCUUCGUUUUAGAUAUGGUCUAUCCUACUACGAGAUCAGUUUGAACUAACCUCACAACAGACUGGAUGGACCUUAUCUAAACUGAAGCCAAUUCGAGAGAAACUUCGAGCAAGUCUAGCCACACUAACUUUACUGCUGCACAGUUAUUUUAUCCCAAGGUAAUUUGACUGCGCCAUCAUCUGAUUUGAAGAAAACAAUAUUCCAUUCCUCACCUACAGGUACAGGUACAGGUACAGGUACAGGGAUAACAAAACAAACCUUUUUAAGAAUUGCUGCAGAGAGUGCGACUCACUCAGAGACUAUCAAAGUCAAUCAAAAGCUUGAUGACAGGCAAUUUGCUGAAAUACUUGAAGUACAAAACCUUCAUAAUGUCUGCAUCGAAUGCGAGCCUGUAAUUGGGUUCAUCCGAAUUAGUGGUCUUGCCAAAAACGUAUCGAACGCAGUGGGGGAAAUUCAUCGAAUUAUCUACGCAUGGGAGCAAGAGAAGCAGCACACAGAUGCUACCGUUCGCGAGGUUUGUAAUUUAUUUUAUAUUAUUCCAAAUUAAAAUAUUACACUAUUUGAGCCAUAGAGGGGUCUAGUAGAAACUUGAACGUUUUUUGUAAUAAGAGUUAUAAGACCCCUAUCAAUCUCAAAUCAGUCCAGAAAAUUACAUGUUUAAGGAGAAAAAUACCACUAUGACAAGACAGAGGAAAGGCAAUAGAACAUUCCAGUCAAUGCAUCGUGACUGGAUGGCAUUUUGUUACGCAAAGCGAUAUUCAAAGGAACAUUACAGUACGUGUGCUACAUAGAUACUGAUAGAGUGUGUAAAAGAAGAAAUUGUUUGCAAUGAGUACGAAUACUUGUUGGAGUACGGUUACAUUAUUAACGUUAAUAAUAGGAAAGUAUAUACAGAAGAAAACUUAUGCUAUGGGCUAUAAAAUAAGAAAAAUGCCGAAUUUGCACACGAAACAAUUCUUAUCGCUUCCCUGCAUAUAUUAAACCACCAUCGGCAAACUGUUUGUCAGGUUGAGCUCGGUUUUCUGUGCCACCGAAUAUCACAAGACCAGUCAAAGCCUUUAUGGCAUAAUUAUGGCUAUAUGUGCCCGGUUGUUAGCACGUAGCCGCUUUAUUGUUGUAAUCAGUUUUUAAUAAUUAACAAGAAAAAUUAUUAAUUAAUAACUAUAUAACAUUUAGCACAGAAAAGGUGGGGUAUUAUUAACGUCCACUACACAUAACGUAUCUAUAUAAGUUCAACAUAUAGCGUCCAAAUACUGGGGGGAGGGUGGGUAAAUCUCUUUCGUCCAAUUUCUUGAUGUGCACUGCAGCCCUCGUGGAAUAGAAAAGGAAAGAUGGCCCGCUUCUCCACUGAUAAAUACAGAAACUUCCAAUCACGUGACUAUACUUAAAUUAACUUGCGCGCGCAAAUAACCUAUUUCUCAUAGUUAUUUUCAACUAUAAAUUAUUCCGGGAAGCGAUAAAAACUUUUAUCGCUGGCAAUAAGUUCCUUUGUUGCACUUGGCGAAAUAGCCAUAAAAGAAUCAAUAGAAUCUCAUCAGAAGCUAUUGGAUUUGGAACGUGUAUUCCUCCAACAUGGCCGCUAUAUCUUUGUAUAUAAUUCCAAGGGGAUUGCAACCCACCAAUAGCUUGAAAUCCAGGAAGUAAGUAAUCUUACGUAAAUAAAAACAAUUUUCAUUGCCCGCUAGUAAAUUCGGAAAGAGUAUAUACGGCUUUUGUAAUGGAAUUAAUUUUUAUAGGUUCAGUGGUUCUAUUACGAGACGAAUGCAAAUGUCGUUAUCCCUGAGAAAUACCACGACAGCAUAAGCGCCAAGAUAGAGAGGGCAUACAAGAACGAUCCAUCAGGAAGUGUUGUAGUUGGUGAAGAGAUAAAAUUAGAAAUAGAUUUCAAAACCAUGACGGAGAGAUGUUUGGAUCCAAGCGUGAACGAAAUAAUGAGAGUGUAUAGACGUCCCUGUGAAG